CGCUCUUUAUUACCUCCCUCUCCGUCACCUCCAUGGCGGAGCCAAAAACCUCACAUCGUCUUCCCUUCUCCUCCUCUCCUGGGGUCCUGCUUCUCAACCGAUCAUGUCGCUCAAGGGCAAGCUCAAGAUCCCCAAUAGCUUCAUGCCUCGCCUUCCCGAUCGAUCCAAAACAACCAUGCAGAAGAAGAAGGAUGCCGACGGCGAUGGAGGUGAAAUAGAGGAUGAGGAGCUCCUCACUUUCCAUUUUUUCUUAGGAAUAGGUAGAUCUGAUGGGGAAAGAUGGCCAACCGAUGGUGAGGAGAACGGGUUUUUUUCCGAGGGAUCGUCUAGGUUGAGAACACUCUUCAGGAUCGAGGGCAAGGAGGUUUCUUUGGAGAAACGAUCGGAGUUGGAAUUCCAGCUUUCCCAGAAUGUCAUAAAUUUGGAAGUGUUGCAAUCAAUUGCCUGCUGUGGUGACCUUGAUAGAGAUUUCCGCUCAAUUGUUUGGAAGCAGUUAUUGUUGGGCUAUUUACCCACUCAGAAACAUUUAUGGGAAGAAGAACUUGUCAAGAACAGAUUAAGAUUUUCUGAACUGAAAAGAGAACAUUUAGUAAAUCCUUCAGAACAUUCCGCUGAGGAUGAGUUGGUAAAUUCAACUAGACAUUGUCAAGAUAAUGAUACUGGUGGAUUGCUUUGCCGGCGUGAAAUCUCAAAUGGGGACCAUCCAUUAUGCCUUGCAAAUGGUAGCUUCUGGAAUCAAUAUUUCAAGGACGCAGAGAUUGUUGAGCAAAUUGAUCGCGAUCUCCACCGAACACAUCAAGAUUUGAACUUUUUCUCUGGCAAUUCCUCCUUUAGCAGGAAGAACCUAGAGGCUAUGAGGAAUAUUCUUCUUCUAUUUGCUAAAAUGAAUCCAGCAAUUGGUUAUGUGCAAGGAAUGAAUGAGGUCUUAGCCCUGCUAUACUAUGUAUUUCGUAUGAACCCAGAAGGCGAAGAUGCUUCAGCUGUUGAAGCAGAUAGUUUCGAAUGCUUUGUUCGACUAUUGAGUGGCUCUGUGGACCAUUUCUGUCAACAACUAGAUAAUAGCUCUGUUGGAAUCCAUUCUACUCUCCUGCAUUUUUCUCAACUUCUUAAAGCCAAUGAUGAAGAACUUUGGCGACAUCUUGAUAACUCCAAGAUGAAUCCUCAGUUCUAUGCAUUCAGGUGGAUUACCUUGCUACUAACCCAGGAAUUUGAACUCUCGUCUAUCAUGAGGAUAUGGGAUUGUCUUCUCAGCCAUCCUUCCGGGGUGCAAGAUAUGCUACUGCGAGUCUGUUGCGCUAUGUUGCUAUGCGUCAGAGGCGAUCUCUUGUCCGGCGAUUUCAUAUCGAACUUGAAGCUCCUUCAGCACUACCCUAAAGUUGACCUGGAAAAUCUUUUGGAUGUAGCACAUCAUCUGAUUCCCAUAACAAGUCCUCGGCCUUUUGGUAUCAUGCCUUAGAAGCUAUUGGCAAGUUCUAAUGUUUACUUGCAAUUCAAUGGAGAUGUGCUCGUCUGAUACGUUUUCUUUGUUAUUUAAUGGUGAAACAAAAUUUAUAUAGUUGACUUUAAAUAGUCACAGUUAAUAUAUUCCUUUGCGAUGCUGAAGUUUUCUUUUGGGGGAUAAAAAUGGGUGAUAUUUGAAAUAUGUUUCCUCAGCGGUAAAAGGGAACCGAUUUCA
Zingiber officinale is the source of this 1675-nucleotide messenger RNA. Its product is annotated as TBC1 domain family member 13-like. The record is from RefSeq and is a predicted model, not a curated record. Gene Ontology annotation, molecular function: GTPase activator activity. Bases 104 to 1456 code for a protein of 450 amino acids. The transcript has 9 exons. Lineage: Eukaryota; Viridiplantae; Streptophyta; Magnoliopsida; Zingiberales; Zingiberaceae. Gene Ontology annotation, biological process: activation of GTPase activity; intracellular protein transport.